GUGUGUGUUGUAUCCGUGUGCUUUUUCGGAGUUCGGCGACUGUGCUGCACUGCACACUGCACGGGUUCAAAAGCCUGCCUGCAGCGGGGCUGUGGCGCAAUCGCCCGCACAGAAGAAACGGUCUGCUCCGAGCUUCGAACUCUACUUGAGAGAGAGCUGCAGCGGUCGCUGCACAGUGUGUGUAUACUACUGCUGCUGCACCACGGCAGAGUUGACGUAAACAACAACAUCAACAUCCCAAAAGUGACGUUUGACGUAUCGCAGUCGAAUGUCUAGUUCAUUACUGUUCGCGUAUAUGUGUAACCUGUGCGAAGCAAGUGCAAUAGUGGAGGGUGUGCAGUGACAGAUAUAUACACAGCAGCGGAGUAGCCCCCCUCGCUGCACACUGCACGCAUAAAACCAUUGUGUGUGUCGUGCGAGUGCGUAUUUGACGUAUGCGGCUGUGCGAUGUUGACCAAGUCGCGCGUCAAUUUGACAAAGUUCGCAAGACGUUUGACAGGCGAUAACGAGUGAAAGAGGAGUCGCUCGCGCUAUCGCGAUUUAUAAGUGCCUCUGCGCAGUCAGCGUGUGUGCUGUGUUCGCGAGCUGAUAAGGCCGCCUCGAGCCACCUCUAAUCGCCGCGCAGCACAAUACACAAUAAACGUGUUUAACAAAAGUCAGCGAGAAUAGUUUUUCAUAACUAAAAAAUCGCUCGUGCUAAGCACAGCUCAGGAGUGUGUUUGUGUGUAUGUGCGAGUAUAUAUGAGAGAUAUAUAGAAAGAGAGAAGGAGAGCAGCAGCGCGAAUUAGAGAGGGGCAUAUAGCAGCAGUGGCAGGCGGCAGCAGACCGCUUUGCAGAGCAGGUACUAUAGGCGUAUAUAUAUAGAGAGAAAGGAGAGAAAGGGAGAGGCUCUCUCCUCUCUCUCUCUCUCUCUCUCUCACUCGGGCGGUAGUGGCAGCGGCGAAGAUGGCUUCCAUCAGUCUAACUGCGGCGGUGGCGAGCAGCGUCGUUGCUGCAGCGGCACAGCUUAGCGACGCUCACGGCACUCACAAUUUACCGACCAACUCCGCGACAAAAACAACAACAACAACAGCCUCGCUGUCGAAUAAUAAUAGCAACAAUAACAAUAGUAACAAUAACAAUAACAACGGCAGUGCAAGUGCUGGUGCGUCGUCCUUCAUCGAUGCGUAUAACGCAGUGCCUCAGUGGAAACGUGAGUUAAUACAGCGUCGCAAGCAAAGGGCCGCCGCGUCCUCCGAGUCCAACUCUUCGUCUGCUGCGUCCUCGCCGAGAUCCAACGACAAGAACAGUGCGCUUGGUGGCUCCUUGUUGUUGUCGCCUACUACUGGAGUUUCGCCUGCACUGAGCAACGGCGCUGCAGUGAACAGUGAACAACGUGAUAGCGAGCACGAUAAUGCCGCUUACUCCUCAGUGAAAUCAAACGUGUCUCCGAGAGCAGCAAAGAGUGCAAACAUGAGGCCACCGGUUUUGCGGCACGUCACCGAGGACAUGCUGGCCAAGCAGCAGAAUCAGCAGCACCAAAAGCAAGACGAGUGUGAAAGUGACAGCUCUGAGGAGCUCCAGUAUGGGCCUGGUAUUGUGCACAAGCUCAGAAGCAAAUAUCUCAAUAUGACUUUGAGAGAGAUGAACAAGAGCAGACCUACCAUUCAGUGCUUCAGGAGAGCUGCUAGUUUAGAGGAUCUCUUGGAUUGUCCGGAUGAUUCACCAGAUCAAAAGAACAGAAAGUACGCCAAGAAAAAUGUUACUGGAGCUGCUGCUAAAGUUGACAGGUACAGAAAUGCUGCCAGAGGUAAUGAUUCUAUCAAGCGAGCUAGGAGUGUUGAGGCUCUUGUGAGGUAUAACUCUUUGCCUGAAGAGUCAACGCAAAGUAAAAUCAUUCCAAGUGUGUUUAAGCAGGAGAAUGAACAUGUUAUAGUCGUUGACAGGGCACAAGUGAAAAUUGAAAAUAGACUGACAGAUAUGAUGAAGCCACCUAUUAAUAAGCCCAAAAGAUUGAAGCCUGUACUAUCUGAGACUGAGCGACCACCACCAGAUCUAGUCAAAACUACUAUGCGAAUCUUUGAGAGUUCAUCAGUGAGAAAACUUAAACCAAAAGGUGACGUUGCAGCUAAAGUGGCUACAUUUAAAAACAUCAAUGAAACCUUCAAGGCACAAAACCAAAAGAAACUCAUACCCAGCAAGCCACCGCUACAACCCAAGCCUUUUACCAAUGGUAAUUCUAAAAUCACAGCUUCUCCCAGGAAAAUUGUCAUCAACAGGAAACCCAUUGCUGAACUGAUAGAAAAGCAAACGAAUGGCAAGGAUUCUUAUCACAAUGACAAUGUCAUCACAGAACCAAUUGUAAAUUCAGUCUCAUCGGUAGUGAGUAAAUUCCAGCAGAUUGAAAAACUGUGCUCUCCGUCCUUAUCUCCUGAACCAAACUUCAACAAAAUCAAAUUUUCUCCUGUACCUAGUCCAGAGCCUUUGAUUGGGAGAGCCAAAGUGUCUUCUCUAGAAUUAAAAUCACCUACAUUAACGCCUGUACCUUCACCAAGAGCCACACCGCCCAAAACGCCCACAACCCCUCAAUCGCCAAAAUCAGAAUCACUGAGAUCGCCCUUGAUCAGUCCUGCAAGAGAAAGAGAAGCGCCAUCGAUUCCAUCGGUAGUGGAAACCAACAAACCAGAGUCACCUAAACGCAGCCCAAGUGUAGAAGUUAAAGUGGAAAAGCCCACGGAAACCUUCGAGCAAUACCGAGAUCAGCUGCAGCAACAAGAACAACAUCAUCAAGUACAGCAAGCCCAAGUCGUACAUGAGGAGGAGGUGCCCGAAGCGAGCGCCCCAACGACCCCCGAAGGAAGCUGCCCCAUAUACGAUAACGUGGCGAGCGACGCGAGCAACGACCUGUCGAGGAUCAGCGAGUCGUCCUCGUCGUCGGAGACGACGGUGCUCAUCGACAGCUUCGACGAGAGCUCCGAGGCCGUCGACAGUCCCAGGGUCAUAUCGAAGUCGGCCCUCGACAACAUCGGCAAGGCCGGCGUGACGAUACAGUACAGCUUCAGCGAGACGUCGCCGUCGAUCAAGAGCUACCUGCCCAGGUCGGCCUCGGGUCUCGACGACGACCAGGAGAACGAGGACAGCGACUCGAUCGUCAGCGAUCCCGAGGACGAUUAUUCGUGCGCAGCAGCCGUCGAGCCUCCACCGGUCGCCCCGAGAAAUUGCAGCAGCGAGGACGCGGAGAACUCCGUCAACAACGUCAAGUCGACCAUCGCCACGAGCUUCUCUCAGGGCAACGAGUCGAAAACCAUAAAGAGUCAAAAGCAGCUGGAAAGCAGCAGUGCGUCAGCUGGCAGCAGCAGUAGCUCGAUGCCGAUCUCGACGUCCGUGGUAUCGUCGGCGUUGCCGCCAGCUGCACCGGUACCGGCUCAAAAACAAAUCGGCAUCAUCAGGCCUUUGGUGUCGACGAAAACUCAGCUGCCCCAACAAAAUCUCAGCAAUCGAGAGAUCGAAAAAAAUCUCAUCAACCGAGUGAAGAGUAUCGAGCAACAGCAACAGCAGCAGCAGCAGCAACAACAACAGCAACAACAACAGCAACAGCAUCAUCAGCAGCAGCAACCAACCAAAGUCGUAGUGAGUUUAAAAAGUGCCGAGGAUAUACAGCCAGUGAAAAAAAAUAAUACAAGUGCCGCCAGUGGAUUAUGGGACUCGAAAGCCUGGAAUCAGCAGAACAACACGAUGGUCUUCAACUUUAGUAAUCGCGCGGACGUGCCGGAUUACAUCGAGAACGACGGCCUCAUCAUAACGAGGAAACGCGACAACAGAGGCAGGCAACACACGAGCAGCAGCGGGGGUGGAGGAGGAGGCGUCGUCGAUCACCAUCAGCAUCAGCAGCAGCAGCAACACGGCUCCGACAGCAACGGGGCAGGCAACCACUACGAGCAGCAGUACUACGACGAGUCGUCGGACAACGAGUACUCGAUCGGGCCCCCCUCGCCCUGCGACGUGUCCUUCUGCAACGACAACGUCCUCAUCAACGGCCGCAGUAAUCUAUCGAGGACCCCGAGGAAUCACAAUUGCCGAAUUCAGUUCGACGACAAGGCCACGAAGAUGUUCGAGUACCCGAGCGAGUCGUCGAUGCUGCUGGCGGAGGCGAUCGCCGAGGCCCAGGCCCAGGCCCAUGCACAAGCUCAGGCCGCUCAGGCCAGUAUGGACGUCGGCGAUUCUGCUUCCGCUUCCGGCGAGUCGUCGUCGUCGUCGGCAGCAGCGGCAGCAGUGCCUAUGAGAGGAGCAGCCAGCGGUACUCUGCCCUCGCUACUCGGAGUAGGCGGCAAUCUGGCGACGUACACACCGAGCAAAGUCGACCUGGCGCACGACGGCUUCGAGCUCGGCGUGACGGCACGCGCCACGAUAAGCAGCCUACCCUCGCCGCAAUCGCCGACAUUGCCCAGCAGCUUGAAAAAGGACCAACAGACGACCAUCUCCAACGGCGGCGGACUCGGUAACGAGCAGCAGCACAACAAUCAGCUCGAUGAUAAAAACGGCGGCCCAGUGGAUUACAGGAAAAAUUUGCAAGACCCCCAGGCCGCUAACAAUGCCUGGGGCCAAGAGACACCGGCCGAUAUGCUGUACUGAAUUCGCGCUCGGCCGAGCGUUUAGAGUUAGCACCGCUGCUGCUGCUGUUGCUGCCACUCUGCCGCACGAGAGAGGCCCACUUUUCUCUUCAAUUUUUUUCUUAAUUCUCUUUUAAGCUGUGUGUCGUAAGUGUGCGAGUGUGAAUGUGUGUCCGUGCGUAUGUAUAUCCGAUAGUGUUGUACACCGUAUUUGUACCUUAGGUAAUAAUGUGUACGUUCGUUUGUGUAUGUGUGUUUCGCUCGUCGAUACACACGCCCCACGUAUGUGACUCGAAUUGAACGAAAAACGGAGUCUACUUUCUGCAUUCCAUUAUAAGACCUUCGUAUUUACAUAUAAUAUAAUUAUCAUUAGUAACUGCCAAAAUACGUUAACUUUACGACGAAGUACGUUUAAUUAUCGUGCGUAUGUGCAUUCGUUCGAGUUCGCGCGAAGAAUGGAAAAAGAGGCCGAGAGUAUAUCGUCGACAAUUUUUCUUCGCGCGAUAACACGACGCGUGCAUUCGAGCGACUGCAUUUAGAGCGUCGCGAAAAAACCUCCUCGAGGUUUUUUGAUAUCGAUCCCCCCCAGCUGCUGAAUUAAAUUUCUUCGAUGAAUUUCCAUCGAACGAUAUACUCGUUGAUAUUUGUAUGAUAAACAUUAAUAGUAGACGAAAACUGUAAACAUAAUGCGACGAUACAUUUAGAAACAAAACUUUUUUGAGAUUAUUAUAUAAUCUUUGUUAUAAGUAUAGUUGAUACGUACAUUACUGCAAAAGUAUAUAACUUAAGGAAGCAAAAAGAAAAGAAUAAAUAAAUAAAUAGACGAACGCAUGAUUAUUGACGUGCAUUACGAGCUGUAAUCAAGCUGGUUGUGCAAGUGUGACCAGCGAAUAUCAAAGAUUGAAUUUGCCUCGACGGAUAAUCAAACAAGGCAGGGUGAAACGCGAUAAGUGCGAGCAUUAUUCAAAUUUAAUCGAUAUGAGACUUAUUUAUAAAAGUAUUCCAACUAUAGAAUAUUCAUGUACAAUAUAAUCAAGUCCUUUUCCAAAAUCCGGCCUUUUUUGGCGUUUUAUAUAGGAUUAAAAAAAAAAUAAUGAAAAAAUCUCAUGAAAUUGUAGAUUUGUAUAUUUGAUAAAUUUUCAAUGCUACUGCGCAUAAUGAAUUUCUUUUUUCUGAUCUGGAAAGUAACAGAAAAAUUGAUUUUGGCUUAUAGCUUUUUUACAUUUGUAUUGUGCUAAAAGUUCAAUGUGUGUAUGAAAAGAAAGUUGUUUAAAUUAUAGAAUAUUACUUCAAGUUAUGUUUAUUUGUAGCCAUCCGAUGACAAUGUAUAGAUGUAAUUUUUCACACUGUUCAUUUUGUGUUGUAAUUGUAAACAUUGUUUACAAGUUAUAUCGUUAAUUAAAACGAUUUUUAGAAUGCGAUGGAGAUUGCAUAUUAGUUUAUUGCAUAUUCGGUGAGCUUUGUCAAGCCAAAUUGGACUAAUUUUGUUAAUUCCAAGCAUUAUGUACAUACUACGUAUUCACAGGAAUGAAUAUACUUAAUUCCUUGGAAA
Molecule: messenger RNA, 6141 nt
Organism: Trichogramma pretiosum
Lineage: Eukaryota; Metazoa; Arthropoda; Insecta; Hymenoptera; Trichogrammatidae
Gene: bif
Product: general transcriptional corepressor trfA
Exons: 4
Coding region: 946-4611 (1221 amino acids)
Biological process (GO): neuronal signal transduction; chemotaxis
Cellular component (GO): nuclear membrane; rough endoplasmic reticulum membrane
Molecular function (GO): microtubule binding
Source: RefSeq, a predicted model, not a curated record